This is a messenger RNA of Tupaia belangeri chinensis (Chinese tree shrew), 3665 nucleotides long. RefSeq names its product erb-b2 receptor tyrosine kinase 2 (gene ERBB2). NCBI's taxonomy places the organism in Eukaryota, Metazoa, Chordata, Mammalia, Scandentia, Tupaiidae. Gene Ontology annotation, biological process: cell surface receptor protein tyrosine kinase signaling pathway; positive regulation of cell population proliferation; positive regulation of kinase activity. Gene Ontology annotation, cellular component: signaling receptor complex; basal plasma membrane; plasma membrane. Gene Ontology annotation, molecular function: ATP binding; transmembrane receptor protein tyrosine kinase activity. The record is from RefSeq and is marked provisional.
UGUGCACCGGCACAGACAUGAAGCAGCGACCCCCGGCCAGUCCUGAGACCCACCUGGACAUGCUCCGCCACCUCUACCAGGGCUGCCAGGUGGUGCAGGGGAACCUGGAACUCACCUACCUGCCUGCCAAUGCCAGUCUAUCCUUCCUGCAGGAUAUCCAGGAGGUCCAGGGCUACGUGCUAAUCGCUCACAACCGAGUGAGGCAGGUCCCACUGCAAAGGCUGCGGAUCGUGCGAGGCACCCAGCUCUUCGAGGAUAGCUACGCCCUGGCCGUGCUGGACAAUGGAGACCCGCUGGACAAUGCCAGCCCUUCCAUGGGGUCCGCCCCAGCAGGGCUGCGGGAGCUCCAGCUUCGAAGCCUCACAGAAAUCCUGAAGGGUGGGGUCUUGAUCCAGCGGAACCCCCAGCUCUGCUACCAGGACACGAUUCUGUGGAAAGACAUCUUCCACAAGAACAACCAGCUGGCCCGCACGCUGGUAGACACCAACCGCUCGCGGGCCUGUGGCCCUUGUGCACCAGCCUGUCCAGCUGCCCACUGCUGGGGAGAAAGCCCCCAGGACUGCCAGAGCUUGACGCGCACAGUGUGUGCCGUCGGCUGUGCCCGCUGCAAGGGCCCGCUGCCCACCGACUGCUGCCACGAGCAGUGUGCCGCCGGCUGCACGGGCCCCAAGCACUCCGACUGCCUGGCCUGCCUCCACUUCAACCACAGUGGCAUCUGUGAGCUGCACUGCCCAGCGCUGGUCACCUACAACACAGACACCUUCGAGUCCGUGCCCAACCCUGAGGGCCGUUACACCUUUGGCGCCAGCUGCGUGACUGCCUGUCCCUACAACUACCUAUCCACGGACGUGGGGUCCUGCACUCUGGUCUGCCCCCUGAACAACCAAGAGGUGACAGCCGAGGACGGAACACAGCGGUGUGAGAAGUGCAGCAAGCCCUGUGCCCGAGUGUGCUACGGUCUGGGCAUGGAGCACCUGCGGGAGGCAAGGGCGGUCACCAGCGCCAACAUCCAGGAGUUUGCCGGCUGCAAGAAGAUCUUUGGGAGCCUGGCGUUUCUGCCCGAGAGCUUCGAUGGGGACCCGGCCUCCAACACUGCCCCCCUGCAGCCUGAGCAGCUGAGAGUGUUCGACACUCUGGAGGAGAUCACAGGUUACCUGUACAUCUCAGCAUGGCCAGACAGCCUAUCUAACCUCAGUGUCUUCCAGAACCUUCGAGUAAUCCGGGGACGAGUUCUGCACGAUGGCGCCUACUCGCUGACCCUGCAAGGGCUGGGCAUCAGCUCGCUGGGGCUGCGCUCACUGCGGGAGCUGGGCAGUGGGCUGGCCCUUAUCCACCGCAAUGCCCGCCUCUGCUUCGUCCACACGGUGCCCUGGGGCCAGCUCUUCCGGAAUCCCCACCAGGCCCUGCUCCACAGUGCCAACCGGCCAGAGCGCGAAUGCGUGGAGGAGGCCCUGACCUGCUACCCACUGUGCGCCCAUGGGCAUUGCUGGGGUCCUGGCCCCACCCAGUGCUUCAACUGCAGCCAGUUCCUUCGGGGCCAGGAGCUGCCCAGAGAGUACGUGAAUGGCAGGCACUGUCUGCUGUGUCACCCUGAGUGUCAGCCCCAGAACGGCUCAGUGACCUGCUUUGGAUCGGAGGCUGACCAGUGUGUGGCCUGCGCCCACUACAAAGAUGGAGCCUCCUGCGUGGCUCGCUGCCCCAGCGGUGUGAAGUCUGAUCUCUCCUACAUACCCAUCUGGAAGUUCCCCGACGAGGAGGGCACGUGCCAGCCGUGCCCCAUCAACUGCACGCACUCCUGUGCAGACCUGGAUGAGAAGGGCUGCCCUGCCGAACAGAGAGCCAGCCCCGUGACGUCCAUCAUCGCUGCGGUGGUGGGCAUUCUGCUGGUCUUACUCGUGGGGCUGGUCUUGGGGAUUCUAAUCAAGCGGAGGCGACAGAAGAUCCGAAAGUACACGAUGCGGAGGCUGCUACAGGAAACCGAGCUGGUGGAGCCGCUGACACCAAGCGGAGCAAUGCCCAACCAGGCUCAGAUGCGGAUCCUGAAAGAGACUGAGCUAAGGAAGGUGAAGGUGCUUGGAUCUGGAGCUUUUGGCACAGUCUACAAGGGCAUCUGGAUCCCCGAUGGGGAGAACGUGAAAAUCCCAGUGGCCAUCAAAGUGUUGAGGGAAAACACAUCGCCCAAAGCCAACAAGGAAAUCUUGGAUGAAGCAUACGUGAUGGCUGGCGUGGGCUCCCCAUAUGUGUCCCGCCUCCUGGGCAUCUGCCUGACCUCCACGGUGCAGUUGGUGACGCAGCUGAUGCCCUAUGGCUGCCUGUUGGACCAUGUCCGCGAGCACCGCGGCCGCCUGGGCUCCCAGGACCUGCUCAACUGGUGUGUGCAGAUCGCCAAGGGGAUGAACUACCUGGAGGAAGUGCGGCUGGUGCACAGGGACUUGGCGGCCCGCAAUGUGCUGGUCAAGAGUCCUAACCACGUCAAGAUCACAGACUUCGGGCUGGCCCGGCUGCUGGACAUCGACGAGACAGAAUACCACGCCGACGGGGGCAAGGUGCCCAUCAAGUGGAUGGCGUUAGAAUCCAUUCUCCGCCGAAGGUUCACCCACCAGAGUGAUGUGUGGAGCUAUGGUGUGACGGUGUGGGAGCUGAUGACUUUUGGGGCCAAGCCCUACGAUGGGAUCCCAGCCCGAGAGAUCCCAGACUUGCUGGAGAAGGGGGAGCGGCUGCCCCAGCCCCCGAUCUGCACCAUUGAUGUCUACAUGAUCAUGGUCAAAUGUUGGAUGAUUGACUCAGAAUGUCGGCCGAGAUUCCGGGAGUUGGUGUCCGAAUUCUCCCGCAUGGCCAGGGACCCCCAGCGCUUUGUGGUCAUCCAGAAUGAGGACUUGGGCCCAGCCAACCCCCUGGACAGCACCUUCUACCGCUCACUGCUGGAGGACGACGACAUGGGGGACCUGGUGGAUGCUGAGGAGUACCUGGUUCCCCAGCAGGGCUUCUUCUGCCCAGACCCUGCCCCCGGUGCUGGGAAUACAGCCCACCGCAGGCACCGCAGCUCAUCCACCAGGAGUGGUGGUGGUGAUCUGACGCUGGGGCUGGAACCCUCAGAAGAGGAGCCCCCCAGGUCUCCACUGGCCCCCUCAGAAGGGGCAGGCUCAGAUGUUUUUGAUGGUGACCUGGCAGUGGGGGCGGCCAAGGGGCUGCAGAACGUCCCCACGCAUGACCCCAGCCCCCUGCAGCGGUACAGUGAGGACCCCACAGUAACCCUGCCCCCAGAGACUGAUGGCUACGUUGCUCCCAUGACCUGCAGCCCCCAGCCCGAAUAUGUGAACCAGCCUGAGGUUCGACUGCAGCCCCCCUCGCCCCUGGAGGGCCCUCUGCCUCCCGCUCGGCCUGCCGGUGCCACUCUGGAAAGGCCUAAGACUCUCUCCCCUGGGAAGAACGGGGUUGUCAAAGACGUUUUUGCCUUUGGGGGUGCCGUGGAGAACCCCGAGUACUUGGCACCCAGGGGAGGGGCUGCCUCUCAACCCCACCCUCCUCCCACUUUCAGCCCAGCCUUUGACAACCUCUAUUACUGGGACCAGGACCCAACAGAGCGGGGGUCUCCGCCCAGCACCUUUGAAGGGACUCCUACAGCAGAGAACCCUGAGUACCUGGGUCUGGACUUGCCGGUGUGA